UUUCUUCUUCUGGCGGAUCUCGAGGAAGCGACACAGCAAUGGCAGCGACCUUGUAUAGAGCAUGGUGUUCAUAACAGUUUAGUUAGUUAACCUAAAAUGCUCAUAUAUCGACCACACGAAGUGACAGUUUGGUGUUAGUUUAGUGUCCGUUUCAAGGUGAACAUCAUGAUUUCCUUCAUUAAGGCUGCUGUCGGUGGAUUGACCGGCAUCAGUAGAGUCCAUGGUCACCAAGGUCUUUUGCACAGCCACUUGAAAGUCCUCGCUGCUGGGUUGAAGACGUAUGAAAUCCCUCCAGACUACAGUGAUGUGGUGUUGCCGGAGAAACCCAAACUGAAGUUUGUGAACAAGGUACCUAACUUCAAAAAGGCCAAGAAAGAGAUGAAGAAGCUACGGGAUAUCCAAGGCCCAGCUAGGGCGGCAAAUACCUUCACUACAGGACAGUAUGCUAUUGUGGCGUUGGGAGGGGGCUACCUUCAUUGGGGUCACAUAGAGAUGAUUCGUCUGACCAUCAACCGCAAGAUGGAUUCGCGGACUACAUUUGCCCGCUGGCGCAUCAAUGGCCCAUAUAAGCCCAUCACACGUAAAGGUCUGGGUCAGCGCAUGGGUGGGGGCAAGGGAGCCAUCGACCACUAUGUGACACCUGUCCGCUACGGACGUUUAAUCGUAGAGGUGGGAGGAAAGGUGGAGCUGGGGGAGGUUGAGCAUAUCUUGAUUGAAGUUGCAAAGAAGCUGCCCUUCCCUGCCAAGGUAAUGAGCAGAGAGAGCCUUGCAGCCCUGCACAAGAAGCAAGCUGAUAUGGAGCAGAACAACCAGAAUCCCUGGACCUUCAAGCAGAUAGCGCACGGCAACAUGCUGGGUAUCAGGAGGGUGCUCAGCCCCUUUGACCUGCACAACCAUGGAUGCUUCACAGGCAAAUUUCACCUCCCGGGGAGGGUGUGACAGGCCUGAAGGACAGAAAUCAAUACUGUAUCAUAUUGUGACACCAUCCAGACCACACCAUUGAAGAAGCAACCAAAAUUUUGAAAGGGUCUGACUUUCAGUCAUAUUUUGGAAUCUUCUUUCAUUUUUGUUUUAUAACACAAAUGUAUUUCACAUUUUGUUAAAGGGAUAUUUUUUCCCUUUUCUGCUUAAAAACUAAUAAACUAGAUUAUGUAUUUCAGUUUCA
This is a messenger RNA of Siniperca chuatsi (mandarin fish), 1165 nucleotides long. RefSeq names its product mitochondrial ribosomal protein L16 (gene mrpl16). The transcript has 5 exons. Gene Ontology annotation, biological process: mitochondrial translation. The coding region runs from base 166 to 939 and encodes 257 amino acids. Gene Ontology annotation, cellular component: ribosome; mitochondrial large ribosomal subunit. Lineage: Eukaryota; Metazoa; Chordata; Actinopteri; Centrarchiformes; Sinipercidae. Gene Ontology annotation, molecular function: rRNA binding; structural constituent of ribosome. The record is from RefSeq and is a predicted model, not a curated record.